Fusarium redolens is the source of this 447-nucleotide messenger RNA. RefSeq lists its product as uncharacterized. The record is from RefSeq and is a predicted model, not a curated record. Bases 1 to 447 code for a protein of 148 amino acids. Lineage: Eukaryota; Fungi; Ascomycota; Sordariomycetes; Hypocreales; Nectriaceae. The transcript is spliced from 2 exons.
AUGGACCAGAAUGCUCAUCUGCCACACAGCUCGCUUGGACCGCAGGCUCUAGGUAUCGUCAGGCCCUUUCUCAUUAUUGGCAUUCUUGUCUUCUCAGUGAGGAUCUACACUUGCGUAACCCAGGUAUACAAAUUGGAUGCCUCAGACUACACCAUCCCGGGUGCUGUUAUUAUCGAAGUUAUCGUCUACUUUCUCUUCAUAGCAAGUGUAACUUCUAGGCUGGGCCGUUACAGCUAUGAUGUAUCUCCGGAGCAAGGAGUAAAGACCCUUCGAUAUGUUUAUCUGGUUAUCUUACUGUCAACUCUUGUGCUCGCCCUCGCCAGGAUCUCGGCCAGGUUUCUACUGCUAAAGUUCGCGUCGACCAAGGCCUGGCGCGCAAUCAUCUGGGGCACGAUUGGUAUCCAAGCUGCGUGCAUUAUCAGCACUGAAGUCUUCCAGUUCAUCUAG